AUGGUAUCUGUUCGCGUUAUUAAUUGUAACUCCAAUUUCAGAGUACUUCUCUCGCUGCUGAUAAUAAUAGGGCUCCUUAUAUCUCAGGUUAACGGAUAUAGUGAACUAGGUUGUUUCGGCUCGCUACCUUCGAGUUUUACAUUAAGGAACACUUAUGAGUACCAAACGAGUUCAUACUGCAGUGGUCAAUGUAAUGGCUAUCAAUACUUUGCACUGAGCCAGCACAACCAAUGCUACUGUGGAAAUGAUGACCCCACAUCAGAAGCUACUUCAGAUUCCUGUAAUGCAUCCUGUUUUGGUUACCCAAGGGAAAUGUGCGGUGGCGACGACUCCUUUUCAGUUUACACGUCUGACGACGUUUCCUCGGGAUCUUCAUCCAGUUCAGGCUCUGCAACAUCAUCAGACUCUUCCACGCCUUCCAGUUCGACGACAUCUUCACAAUCUUCGACGCAACCAUCCUCUUCAGCCCUCCCUCCCUCUUCUGCAUCAUCAUCAUCAACGCCACCACCAUCAUCCUCAUCGUCACCAACAUCAUCACCGCCACCAUCGUCAUCUUCUUCCUCACCACCUUCUUCUUCAACUGAAGUUCCAAGGACCACGACACAGGAAACAUCUUCUUCUCCCCCAAUAUCUGUGGCGUACUCAACUUCAACGAAUACUGAAAGUGGAUCCGUGGUCUACGUCACAAACACAAUAACUCAAAGUGCUACCGCGUCUCAGAGUAGUACAAAUAAUCUAAACGAUGCGAACAACAGGAAUGAUCCAGGCGGUCACAGGAAAAAGGCAAAUAUAGGUGCAAUAGUGGGUGGAGUAGUAGGUGGAGUCGGCGGUGCCGCAGUGAUUGCAGCCAUUGUUUUACUAAUAAUAAGACAUCUGAAUAAAAGACGGGAGCAGGAGAGAAUGGAAAAAGAGUAUCAGGAAGCAAUAAAACCUGUGGAGUACGCCGACAAGCCAAUGCAUGGCGCCAGCUCGUCGCUCUCAAUAAAUAACGAACAUUCAUCGGGAUCUUUUGAUGAUGAACGCAAAAAUGCACCGGCAAACAAUCCAUUUGAUGAUUCAAGGAGAAUCAGCAACGGCACUGUCGCAAUGAAUUUCAACGCUCCUGUAAAUCAAAAAAUACUUACCGUGGUCAAUCCCGAUGAAGAUUGA
Messenger RNA from Zygotorulaspora mrakii, 1149 nucleotides. Its product is annotated as gag protein. Gene Ontology annotation, cellular component: plasma membrane. The transcript has a single exon. The record is from RefSeq and is a predicted model, not a curated record. NCBI's taxonomy places the organism in Eukaryota, Fungi, Ascomycota, Saccharomycetes, Saccharomycetales, Saccharomycetaceae. The coding region runs from base 1 to 1149 and encodes 382 amino acids.